CUUUUUUCAACGCAUUAUCACAAUUCAAAUAAUACACAAUCAAGUAUAGAGAAAAAUAGCAAGACUGAGAAGGGAGAGAUUUGCGUACGUGGCAGUGAGAGUCGGAGAGGGCCAAGGGGCUGAGUUAUCGUCGGACUGUGGCGCUGCUAACAUGGAAGCCCAGUGAGCUGCACUGGUGAGACUGAGAGACGGAACAGGUAAUGAAGACGGUGAGACAAGCACAUGAACCACAGAAAGCGACCGUCCAGCGCAGUGACCGGCGGUAGCCGACGAUUAGGAAGUUAAGCUAAAAAUUCGAGAUGGGAGAUGGAGAUGUAGAUGUUAUUGUUAAAGCUGUCCAAGAUCUUUUUGAUUCUGUAAAAAAUCCAAGUCUUAGUUUGGGACUAUAUCGAACAUUUAUUGACGUGGUCCCCAGUGGGCUCCGUGAUCUCAGCCCUACUUCUUUCAACCCUCGGGUGGUUUCUAUUGGACCUCUUCACAAAGAUGAACAACAUCUUCAGCCAUUUGAUGAGCAGAAAGUGAAGUAUAUAUGCUCAUAAACUAUUGUAUUCUCCUGAUUAUUCCCUUCCCAACCAGAUGCUAAAAGAAUGUGUGGAGAAAGUGGUUGCUAAAACAGACAGAAUCAGAGCAUGUUAUGACAAGAUAAAGAUGGAAAAAUACAAUGACACUGAACUUGCCAAAAUGAUGGUUAUCGAUGCAUGUUUCAUACUCGAAUACCUUGGCAGAUCAGAAUUCAAUGUUGAAAAUAGAUCCUUUUGGCGUGGCAAUCUAUAGUUUAUGACAUGGUGCUCGUAGAAAACCAGAUCCCUUUCUUUAUUCUUCAAGACAUAUUUGAUAGCACCAUUUUAAAAUCUGAACCUACAGCCUCACUUACUACCCUUUUGCUUCCACUUGUACAAAUUUGCAACAUCUUUGAAACAAGCAUAACAGCCAAUAUCACCCCCCGUUUAAAUUUUCAAGAUCAUAUUCUCGGCUUUCUUGAAAAUUGUUUCCAUCCAUCACGAAACAAUUCCCCUUCAGAAGGAUUACCAAGUUCAGCAAUACAUUCGGCUGUAGAACUUGACAGGGCAGGGGUGAUCUUUAAGCCUAAUAAUCCAGAUGAACCUUGGCCAAUGGCCAUGGAGUUCAAGUCUUGUCCAUUGGCCUGCUUCUCCUGGUGUUGGGGUAAGCCUACUCUCAGAAUCCCGGUAUUGCUUAUUGACAACUUCACUGAGUUGUUUUUAAGGAAUCUCAUUGCCUAUGAACACUCCUCUUCCUCAUAUAAAACACAUGGUUAUGUUACCUCAUAUGCUAUGGCGAUGGAUAUGCUAGUGGAUACUGAAGAAGACAUUGCAAAGUUGAUAGAAUCAAAGGUCGUUCUCAACCAUUUAGGCUCAAACGAAAAGGCUGCAGACAUGAUCAACAGCCUUUGCAAACAACAACCCAUACGGAUGUUUUGUUACGUUGAUCAGUGGCAGGAUAUGGAUACCCACUACAACAAUUACUGGCCCAAAAAUAUUGCUGCUCUGAAGCGUACAUAUUUUAGUAGUCCAUGGAGUAUGAUUACUCUUGUUGGAGGAAUCGCUCUCUUUGUUCUUACAGUGGUUCAGACCAUCUAUGCUGUCCGUGCUAGAUAGUGUCGGGGCUUCCUUCACACAAUAUACAUUUGUGCAUUGCUACAUGUAACAUAUACCUUAAUUUCAAUAAUAGAAAUCCAUUUUGUACGAUGUUGAGAAGUUGCAAUAUGAAAAUAAUAAUAGAUAUCAUGCAAAUCUA
Lactuca sativa (garden lettuce) is the source of this 1755-nucleotide messenger RNA. The record is from RefSeq and is a predicted model, not a curated record. Lineage: Eukaryota; Viridiplantae; Streptophyta; Magnoliopsida; Asterales; Asteraceae.